AUGGUAGACUGUCCUGCUAGUACCAGCCUAUGUCUACGUGUAGGAGGUCUCCUCCGGGUUCAGCUGGAAAAAUAUUUAACGCUUGAGCAUGCCUUAGAUUCUCUCAAAACAUCCGCAAAGGCGGCUCUUGCUAGCGAGGUGAUAUCGUUCAUUGAUUUUCAUGCCAUUCACAAGCACACACUCUCGGAUUCGCCCAGUUGCCCACAGCUAUGGGAACUUUUUAUUGAUUGCGAUGUAAUUAUCCCUAAGCCUUCGGUGCCCCCAAGAAAUGCUGUAGUCCAAAAAAGAGUAGAUGCACUUCGGAUAAAAUUUGAGAACGAAAGCUACCGUCGCAUGACAGAAGGGAUAAGUCCCCCAUUGAGUUGCGGCCGAUGCCUUCCCAAGACUGGAUCUAUUCACGACCUAAAAUGCAUCAACAGACAGAUUUUGAUGUUUAUAAACUUCAUAUUGGUUGUCGCUGGCGCCUUCGUAUUUGGAUUUUAUGCUGCAAAUUUAUUCAGUUAUAACGGGCCUGUGACUAUAGGCUACCGCAUAAUUUCCGGUUCUAUCUUCGCCUUGAUUGUCUUUAUCGCUGAUGUAUAUUUUCUCGUAAGAAAUUUAGACUCCCUCGAGGCAGUCUCUUAA
Protopolystoma xenopodis is the source of this 624-nucleotide messenger RNA. NCBI's taxonomy places the organism in Eukaryota, Metazoa, Platyhelminthes, Monogenea, Polystomatidea, Polystomatidae. The record is from the annotation of a GenBank genome assembly.